GAGAAACCCUCAAGAAACACCAGUAAUGACGACCUUGUCUCAAUUCUCUCUCAUUCUUUUCUCUCUCUUCUGCACCUCUGUUCUUGCGAUUCAGCCUGAAACAGUUCAGGAUGCCGUCGAAAUCCUUGCAGACACAGGUUUCAUGGCCAUGUCCCUAACCAUUCAACUCGUUGCCCAAGCCCUAAUCUCUAAUUUAUCCUAUGCGACGAUCUUCUCUCCUGCUGACGCUGCCUUCAUUCAAUCGGGGCAGCCUUCAAUCGAUCUCCUUCAAUACCACAUAUCACCACUGGCAUUCUCAGUGGAAACCCUGAGAACCUUACCAUACGGUACCAAGAUCCCCACCUUGUACCAGAACCACUCGUUGAUGGUCACUACACCGGCUAAUGGUCAGCAGAUCUCAUUGAACAAUGUCAAGAUCAACGAAUCGACCAUCUUUGACGAUGGAUCUUUGGUUGUCUUUGGAAUCGACAAGUUCUUUGAUCCUUCUUUCAGUAUAUCCUCACAUUUGCCACCGAUCGGAGCUCCUACCUCUAACUUCUAUUGUACGGCUCCCUACUUGCAUGAUUCUGCGUUGGAUUUCGAAUCUUUUGUCAUGGCUUCUAAUAGCAUCAGAGACAAAGGUUACUCUGUGAUGGCUUCUUUCCUUGAACUGCAACUACCGCAGUCUGGUGACCAGAAGAAGCUGACAAUCUUCGCACCAGUUGAUGAAGCCAUAGAGGAUUACAAGCAACUUUCUGGUGAAAAUUCAACAGUCUUUCACCGUCAUGGUCUUCCUUGCAAGCUUACGUGGUCGGAUCUGGUUAUGUUGGAUGAUGGAGCCACACUGGAGACACUGUUGAGAGGGUUUAGGAUUAAUGUCACAAGAUCUGGUAUUACAGUUUUGCUAAACGGAGUUCCCGUCAUCUUUCCGGACUUGUAUUACCAUGAUUGGCUUGUUAUCCACGGCAUCCCUCAGAUCCUUUCGUUGCCUGCAGAGCAAGAGCCAGUCAGAGAUUCUUAUGCUGGAUUUAAUGGCAAUUUCAAGGGAAAUGUGCCUGAUUCCGGUGAAUUCUGAUAUCUUGCUAUUGCAUAUUAACAUGUCAGAAGCAUA
This is a messenger RNA of Telopea speciosissima, 1090 nucleotides long. Its product is annotated as putative fasciclin-like arabinogalactan protein 20. Bases 26 to 1054 code for a protein of 342 amino acids. NCBI's taxonomy places the organism in Eukaryota, Viridiplantae, Streptophyta, Magnoliopsida, Proteales, Proteaceae. The record is from RefSeq and is a predicted model, not a curated record. The transcript has a single exon.